Molecule: messenger RNA, 366 nt
Organism: Protopolystoma xenopodis
Lineage: Eukaryota; Metazoa; Platyhelminthes; Monogenea; Polystomatidea; Polystomatidae
Source: the annotation of a GenBank genome assembly
UCCAAGGUCUUCAAACCAGUCAAUUCGGUCGUUGCAGUUCUGGACGGAUUAAGAACACAGGGUCAUAAUAUUGGACAUGAAACUCGACCUGGUUCUCAUGCCGCAGCAAGCCUGACCAUAACUAAUUCCACAGCUAGUGCAACUGCGACGGGCUCUGGCGUGACUACAGACGAAACUUCGAUCUUUCAGCUCUUGGUCCGCCUCUGCCUACAACCUCCGGAUCCGCUUGCGUUGGGAAUUUUACUAUCAAUAAGGAGAACACGUCCGAGCUUCCUAGAUCGACGUGCGUGCAUCUUUGGUAUGUUCGAUUUUCUCUUAGUCCUUCGGCGUAAGCGACCCAAAUCGGUUGCUCUAUUACAUUUGUAA